Gigantopelta aegis is the source of this 1575-nucleotide messenger RNA. RefSeq names its product F-box only protein 39-like. NCBI's taxonomy places the organism in Eukaryota, Metazoa, Mollusca, Gastropoda, Neomphalida, Peltospiridae. The record is from RefSeq and is a predicted model, not a curated record. The transcript has 4 exons. The coding region runs from base 103 to 1491 and encodes 462 amino acids. Gene Ontology annotation, molecular function: protein binding.
UAUUGUACAUUAUUGUUCGCGCGUAAAACAAGACGUCGUAACAUUUGCGUGGUUUUAUUAUGCAUGUCUGCUGAUUCAGUUAGCAACAGUCAUUAAAUCAACAUGGACGUCGAAACAGGCGAGGGGCUGGACGAUCAGAUGAACUAUCGCAUGGUCGACCAGACGGGCACUCGCUUGGAUGAAAAGAUGGACGAUCAGAUUGACGAUCGCACAGACGAUCGCAUGGACGAUCACAUGUGGAGCAACCUGCCAGACACUGCGCUCAUUGAAAUCUACCUCUGCUUGCAAGACCCUGAAAGGGUUAACAUGUCGAUGACGUGUAAGAACUGGAACCGGAUCUUUUCGUCUCCGUGCUUGUGGAGGACGUGGUACAUCGAGCUGGGAGGGUACAACUACAUCUCGACAGGGGAGAGAAUCUGCAAGUUCGCCGACGGGCACGGGGAUCACCCGAAAUACCUGUUCCUUUCUUACGACCACCGUCGUCAUCACACGUGUAAAAUAAUCCAGAGGACCAUCGAUGACUUCCUAGACAAGAUCCAGAACGCGAAGCUGGUUAAUUUUGAAUUCCAAAACGCCAGCUUCAUGUUCGAGACUCUAAAGGAAAAUGUCGUCGACAGUUUCGCGCGCUUUUUUCGAGGGCAGACGAACAUGGUGGAUUUUAACAUGGAACGCUCGCACCUCUCAUUAACGAGUGGGUGUCGGAUACUUCACGCUAUAGGUAGCGCAUCCGGUAACACGAUUAGAAAUCUUGAUAUAGAAGACUUUUUCGACUCGAUGCUGGCGAUGUUUCAAGUGAAACAGUUCAUAAACGCCUUGUCCAAAUUCACCAACCUUUCCUUUCUGGCGCUGAAUUAUAACUGUUUGUCAGACGACAUUUUGGAGUGCUUAACUCAGAAUCUGGCGGGAAAACUGAAGCAUAUUAGUUGCAGGGUAUGCAGAACAGAUCCACAUUUUCAUCGAAUAUCGUCGUAUUCGUGGAAGAGUUUAAAAUCAGUAUGUCCAAAACUGUCCAUAGAUUUUUGGUUCGAGAGUAUCGGCUUGUCGGCUGACAUCAUCCGGGUACUUGUACCUGAAGCGCCGUUGCACGAGAUCUAUAUCGAUACCAGGUUCGACCACAACGCCGAUUGGUUGCAGCUGAGUGAAACUAUUGACCACAUUGCAAAGCAUCACAAGCAGAUAACUGUACUGUCGGUAAAACUGCACAACAAUCACGAUUCUAUAGACGACAGUCUCGUGUCCAUGGUAACCCAGUGUCCCGCUCUUCGAGUACUGUUUGUAAGGUCCGUUCUAAAGGUGUCGACCAUAGAUGAAAUCUGUACACUUCAGACUGAGCACAAAAUAGAUUUGCAGACAUUCCAUGUAACGACGUGCGGCCUCACGGAAAUGGAGUAUGCUGAAUUAAUAUAUGUCAGCGCAAAACAUCUUUCCGUUAUGCAAGAACGAGGCUUAAAUUUUGAAAUUCGGGCUGUUCUAGGUAGACAACAUUUAUAAAUCUUAAUUUUUAUUUAUUUAUUUAUUUAUUUAUAUAUAUAUAUAUAUUUAUAUUUAUAUUUAUAUUUACAUUUAUUUUAUUAU